Molecule: messenger RNA, 324 nt
Organism: Tauraco erythrolophus (red-crested turaco)
Lineage: Eukaryota; Metazoa; Chordata; Aves; Musophagiformes; Musophagidae
Source: RefSeq, a predicted model, not a curated record
GAUCUUAUUCUGACCUUUAACAUCUCGAUGCAUCGUUCUUGGUGGAUGGAGAAUGGGCCAGGCUGCACCGUGACCUCAGUAACCCCAGCCCCAGACUGGGCACCGGAGGAUCAUCGUUAUAUCACUGUCUCGGGGUGUUUUCUUGAAUAUCAGUACAUAGAAGUGGCUCACAGUUCUCUUCAGAUCUUCCUAGCAAACGUCAUUACCAGAAUAGUCGAGCAUCGUGCUAUUCGUUCACAGACGCUGGCUCUAAGUGUUAGUUUUGUUAUGAAGCUCUGUUGUCUUACAGCUAGUUCAGGAUACCUGUACAUGAAAAACUCCAAC